CCCCACCAACAACCCCCCUUCACCUUCCCCCGCGAGUACUACUUCCCAGCCUUCUACACCCGCCAAACCAACCUCAACACCCUCCACGCCCAGCUCGUCAAGUGGUCCUCCCUCGUCCUCUCCUACUGCCGCCACUACCGCAUCUUCAAGCUCCCGCUCUCCCUCGCGACAACGUCCUCCUCCUCCUCCGCCGCCGCCGCAACCACCGACGCAGCACCCUCCUCCUCCCCGCCAAACACCGACGAGCUCUUCCACAACCGCCGCCUCAACCGCCGCCUCGCCCUCUCCGACAUCCGCGAGGUCAUCGACUUCAUGCGCAGGGAUGGGCGGGCCGAGUACGUCUCCUCCGGCGGCGGUGGCGGCGGCGGUGAUCUCGUCUGGAUCUACUGGCGCACGCCGGAGGAGUGGGCGGCGCUGGUGGAAGGGUGGGUGGAUGAGACGGGGCAGAAGGGGACUGUGUUGACGUUGUAUGAGCUGACGCAGGGGGACGCGACCAUAGGAACCGAGUUCCACGGCCUCGACCAAGAUCUCCUGCAGAAAGCCUUGAAUGUGCUCGUCAAGAGAGGGAAAGCGCAGAUCUUUGGACAGGAGGAUUCGCAAGGCGUCAAGUUCUUUUGA
Molecule: messenger RNA, 618 nt
Organism: Cryphonectria parasitica EP155
Lineage: Eukaryota; Fungi; Ascomycota; Sordariomycetes; Diaporthales; Cryphonectriaceae
Product: ESCRT-II complex, vps25 subunit
Exons: 3
Biological process (GO): protein transport to vacuole involved in ubiquitin-dependent protein catabolic process via the multivesicular body sorting pathway
Cellular component (GO): ESCRT II complex
Molecular function (GO): structural molecule activity; protein homodimerization activity
Source: RefSeq, a predicted model, not a curated record